CAGCUAGUGCUUCUUCUAAGCUUGCAUGCGGUGAUGUCCAUGAAAUCCUUGAUGGCCAAACGUGGCUGGGCUCGCUAGACCGACGGAUACCGUCGUGUAGGCAGCGCCGCCUGAUCAAGGCAAGAUCAAGCCUCGUUGAACAUCCACCGUAUCCAAUCGUCCGAAACGGAAUCCACUAUUCGAUUUAAGCAUGGCGCCGGACGGGAAAGCGCAAAAGGCGGAUGGGCAAGUGCAGCGCCUUGGCAUGACAAGCUUCGCUGUUCGGUGGCCACGAGCCCAGUGAAGGUUGGUAACAGGGAAAUGCAAAGUCCCUUGUGAGCGCAUCUGUACUUGAACACCCACAGGCCCUUGUCCCUGUCCCUUUCCUGCCUUCUGCAUUAUCUCGAUCACUGCUACACCUGCAGUGCGACUGCAUUGGAAGUCGCCAUGGAAUUCCGGAAGCUACUCACCCUGGCUAUCGUCCCGUCGAUACUCUACUUCCUAGUGUCGCUGGUUUCGGUGGCUUUGACGACACAUUACUGGAUCAUAGGCGACUGGAUUACGCCUCGAGGUGUAAACGUCCAGACCAGCACCUUCAACGAGCGCACACAAUCAUACACAAUCGACGAGACUAUUGUCUAUUUCACCGACAACGACACCGAUGCGACUAUCGUGUCUGGAUGUCUCUGUCUGACUGCCGCUGUCUUAGCGCUCAUUGCUUGGGCGCAAUUACGAAAGCCAGGCAUGGACGCUUUCGACGCAACUAACAAACGUCGUUUCUGGGUACUCGCUGUAUCUGUGACGUCCCUUGUCGGUGCUGUCACGGGGCUGGUGUCUAUCAUCCUCCAUUACACUAACAAGGGCGACGAUGCUUUCGGUUGCAGUUCCGAGACCCUCCAGAUGUCCGGAAGAUUCAACACGAACAAGUACUGCACAAGGGAGAUGGCAGCUUGCAACUUCCUCCCCAAGUACCUGUCCACGAAGAGCGACCGAGAUAGCGCUGCGCUGGGUUGCACCGAGGCAGUCACCGUCAAAUGGCUACAGGUUGCGCUGAUUCUAUUGUCACUGGUCACCCUCGCCCUUUUCUCGGUACAGGCAAGUCUGCGCAGAAAGACAAGACCAUCACGAAUGGCUGCGGCAGAGAAGGAUCCUAUGCCAGUGGACUCGAUCGAGCGCUUCCAGUCAAGUGAACCCUCCCGUGAGCGCUUCUAGAUGCCCUGCACUCAGUAUCACAUACGACUAUUACGACUUACGACUCCCCCACGAACACGACAUCACUCUGCAUUACUGGCGCUCAUCAUUUCGUUCACAUAGACCUUGAUUUACACCAUCUCGGCGCAACGAAUAACCAUAACUGUGCAUGAAAGGCUGCCGUAUACUACAUAAUUCCUGGAGCUCUAACAUGGCGUUCACUCGCCUCCGGGCUACGUCCUCUCCUAUCUUCAUGGAUGCAUAUACAUAAUACAAUAAUAUUCCGCACUCAUCCACAAACUUCCUGAUUCUUCGUUCCAAGGCACGGCACUGUUUGGUGUCUGCGAGGAAAGCACGG
Didymella exigua CBS 183.55 is the source of this 1528-nucleotide messenger RNA. RefSeq lists its product as uncharacterized. The record is from RefSeq and is a predicted model, not a curated record. NCBI's taxonomy places the organism in Eukaryota, Fungi, Ascomycota, Dothideomycetes, Pleosporales, Didymellaceae. The transcript has 4 exons. Bases 427 to 1191 code for a protein of 254 amino acids.